UGACGUCAGCAGCUCUCGCGCGAUGUUGUGAGAUCUCGCGAGAGGUCGGUCAGCUGAUCGGUACAUGCGUUCAAGAUGGUGGCCAGCAUGGUGGAGCAUGUUGUAGCUGAUGCGGGGGCUUUUCUAAAAAACGCAGCUCUGCAUGAAAUUGGGAAGAAUAUCUACACACUGAAGGAGGUUGUGAAUGAAAUCCGGGAUAAACAAACCAAAAAGAACUUGGCGUUUCUGCCAUACAAGCUCAACUUUAAAGAACCUUUUCCAGAACACGUUCGAUUCGUGACCGAGUUUGCAAAGAAGACCGGAGAUUAUCCCAGUCUGUCAGCUACAGACAUUAAGGUCUUGGCUUUGACCUACCAGCUGGAGCUGGAGAACUGUGGAGCUGCUCACUUAAAGAAAGAACCAGCAGUACAGGUGGAAGUACACAGCACACAGAGACACCCAGAAGCUCCGGUUAACAUCGCCGGAUUUCACCUUCCUUCAAAACAGAAAUCCGUAGCCAGCUCAGCGACUGAUGAUCAGCAGCCUGCGGCAUCACGUGAACGUGGAGUUGGCGAGAGCUCGGAGUUUAACAGCUUCCAGUACUGGAGAGAUCCCAUAGCCAGCAUUGACGACGACUUACUGAAACUGGUGGAAUCCUCAGAAAGCUCAGAAGUUCAGUGUGACGUCGCGUCACGUGAAGGUCGGACCGCCGAGAGCUCGGAGUUUAACAGCUUCCAGUUUUGGAGAGAUCCCUUACCCAGCAUCGAUGACGAGUUAUUAAAGUUGUUUGAUGUGACCGAGAAAGUGAAGCGCGUGGAUCUGACGUCUCGGAGCACCGAGCGCGAGGAUGACGACGGUGUGGAGGAGAGAGGGGCUGAGGAUGAAGACGGCGAAGACGAUGGCGGAGGCUGGAUCACUCCCGGUAACAUCAAACAAAUCCAGAUGGAUGCUGCCGAAUGGUGUCCACCGGAAAACGUGUCGGUGGGCUGCCUGACCACCGACUUUGCCAUGCAGAACGUGCUCAUUCAGAUCGGCCUCAAAGUGCUGUCGGUGAACGGCAUGCUCAUCAAACACACCAGAAACUACAUCCUCCGCUGCCACGCGUGCUUCAAGACGACCACCAACAUGAACAAAGCUUUCUGUCCACAUUGUGGUAACAACACGCUGAAGAAGGUGGCCGUGACGCUCGGCCAGGACGGCAGCACGCAGAUGCACUUCUCCAACAACCCCAAAGUGCUCAAUCCCAGAGGAAAGAGGUACGCUGUUCCUUUGCCACAAGGUGGGAAACACUCCAGCAACCCACACCUGGUGGACGAUCAGCGUUUCCCUCAGCAGCGACUCUCUCGUAAGGCACGUGUGAAGACAGACGUGUUCGACCCCGACUACCUCGCUGGCAGCUCGCCGUUCUCGGAGCAUGACAUUUACAGCCGAGCGGCGGGUUUACACCUGAAAGACGCUCAGUGCGGAGGAGGGAGACGGCGCGCGAACCCGAACGCCUCUCGCAAGAAAUCCGGCAAGAAAAAGUGAAUCGGCGGCGCGGGGUUAGUUACAGAACGGGGCGGAAAUGAAAGAAAAAUAAAGCCUUGUGUUGUAAACGUAUGAAAAUGUUUAAUACUACAGAUUCUAUUAGGGAUGCAUCGUUACUGAGAUCAGUCAGAAUAAAUGCUAUGAUAUUUAGCUAACACCUUUUAGCGCGUGAUGUACGUCACGUCGUAUGCCAUCAGACCGUGUGCUAUUUAGAGGAGAAACGCGAGCGUCAUCACCGCUAUCUAAACGUUGCAUGUUGUGCUCAUUUUUAACCCCCACGCUCAGUUAUUCCGCUCUGCAUGCUCAUCUUGUCUAACCGCCUUAAGCAUGAAAUUUCAGCAGUCGUUCGUGGUUAGCGUCGUGCGGCAGCCGAUUAAAAGUGCUUCACUAAUGUGUUUUGUUGUUAGGACAAAAGUUAUCGAUGCAUCCCUGAGGUCUACAUUUUCCUGCCCUUUGUAUGUUCAGUGGCAUUUUGGUGGACAAAUGAUUGUGUAUCCAUCGCGUACCUUUGUGUAACCAUGACAACUAAAGGUUCAACAGACUGUCUGACACACUUGAGUAAUUUAAAUACAUGUUAUUUAUCAA
Tachysurus fulvidraco (yellow catfish) is the source of this 2091-nucleotide messenger RNA. RefSeq names its product NIN1 (RPN12) binding protein 1 homolog (gene nob1). Gene Ontology annotation, biological process: ribosomal small subunit biogenesis; maturation of SSU-rRNA. Gene Ontology annotation, cellular component: preribosome, small subunit precursor. The record is from RefSeq and is a predicted model, not a curated record. The coding region runs from base 76 to 1506 and encodes 476 amino acids. The transcript has 10 exons. Gene Ontology annotation, molecular function: RNA endonuclease activity. NCBI's taxonomy places the organism in Eukaryota, Metazoa, Chordata, Actinopteri, Siluriformes, Bagridae.